Messenger RNA from Varroa destructor (honeybee mite), 3870 nucleotides. It is a transcript of the gene mael, whose product is annotated as germ-plasm component protein maelstrom. Gene Ontology annotation, cellular component: nucleus; P granule. The record is from RefSeq and is a predicted model, not a curated record. Gene Ontology annotation, biological process: negative regulation of DNA-templated transcription; male meiotic nuclear division; regulation of miRNA-mediated gene silencing. Gene Ontology annotation, molecular function: sequence-specific DNA binding. NCBI's taxonomy places the organism in Eukaryota, Metazoa, Arthropoda, Arachnida, Mesostigmata, Varroidae.
AAAACGACGAGGAAAACGAAGCAGAUACUAAGUGCUGAUUGGUUGUUUGUUAUGAUUCAAAGGUUUCAAAGAUUUUUAAAUCUGUAACUUCAGAUGUUUGUUGUGGAGUCAAUUAUAGCAGAAAGCUGAAACUAGUUGGCUUUUGCAGGAGUGAGUCCAUCACAAACAGCAACUUGUCCCUAACACGAGGUUAGUGAUGUACACCUUCAUCACUGGAGCUACCGUGCCGACUUCGUCAUAACCAUGUGCACACAUUUCACUGGCAUGACAUCAACCGAUGAAUGACAGUGUAUGAGCAUCCAGCUGGCAUUGCUCUGUGCGCUCUGAUGUCAACCAAGAUAUGUUCCAAUGAUAAACAUAAUUUAGAAUAGUCGAAGUACAGCAAUCGUUUUUGGUAGUCAUUAUUCUAUAAUGUAAUACAAAUGAUAUAAAACAAAUCCUAAUCUACACUUCAUGCAACAAUGGCAAUAAUCUAACUAGUUUUUAUGAUAUAAGGCUAUCGUCUUCAUUCAUAGAGGUAAACUUGAGUACUGAACAUACCAUUUCGUUUUCACGUACUCACAGGUUGUAAUACAACGUAGCUUCAUAGUGUAUUUAUUCCGCUGCCGGUCAAUUAAAGAGGUGCCGUAUUUCAACCACAUUAAAAAUAUUUUUAAGAUGAUGAUCGUAUGAUACUAAGUAUGUCUAAAACCAUGCCACUUUUAUACGCUAUAGUAUUUUAACACUUCAUAAAGGUUUUAUACCUGGCAGAAGACUGCUUGUCAACUCGGCACAUAUGCUUAGCCAAUGUUCCAAGUCAUAAUGAAUUUCAAAAAGAAUUUGUGGGAAGCGUACGUUAUUUGUAUUGAGCUGAUCGGGCGCUAACAAAAUUCGAACUUACACUGUCAAAAAUCAAUGAGACACAAACAAUACAGAAGGAGCAGUGAUUGCUGUAUCCUCAAGUGUUUAUUGUACAUAACAAUAAAUCAGAGGCUUCCUUGCUUAGUGAAUAAUAUUAAAUGUGACCACUUUAAAAGAAAGCAGCGUUCGGUUACUGAGGGCAGUUUUUAGCUAAAACAAGAACGAAGGAGGGCUUCAAAAGGUUCAAUUUAGACGACAGUAUAUAUAUAACUAUAAAAAAAAAUACAAAUGGCUUCCUAUUCUUUUGUGAGACUAUUUUGACUAAGUGUAGUAUAUUUGAGAGAUUUCCUAUAGUUUACUCAGAUCUAUGGGACAAGAGUUUUUUCUUGCAGGACCGGGUGAACAAUGGAAAUAUGCUCUUCAUACACUCGAUUAUCAAGGCUUAGAUUGCAAAGCUCAGCACUCAACAAGUCGGAAUUUAUGCAGCAGAUCUAAUUAUUUUGCUAAAGUGAAUAAAUACACAGAACCACUUCUUUUCUGGUGCAAAAUUAAGGACUUACCUCUAUUAGGAGUCUCACUGGAUCUUGUUGAGCCUGUCUGGGGCCUUUCCACAAGACUUGAAGACGGCAUGGCAACCAUACAAAGAACUAUAAAAAUUCAUAUUAGCAUUUGAUUUUUUCCCUUCAUUCAUUCUUUUCCCCAUUAUUAAUACUUAGCGACCAUUUUUAUCAAUGCUACGAUUUGAAUUAAUGUAAAAGUAUGCUUGCUAGUUAUGGCUAUCAUAGCAACGCAUACAAACAGGUAUGCAGUAUCCACCUAGAUUUCUCCGUCACUUUUUUUCAGGAUCAGAUUGUCGACAGACGAAGCUUGUGCCUUAUAUGGGCUAAAAGGGUCUCGAUGUAAGCGCAUCACUUGAGACCUGCAUUAAAUUAGACGAUCCAAUCAAAUAAAUAGAACGAGGGUUUACGAAGAACAGGAAAAUCGCGUUUUUCACAAUAAAACAUUAUUAUUAUUUCAAAAGCGGCCUCGAAACGGGACUGAAGUUAUUAGGUGUAGCGAUACAAUGCCGAAUUGGUAGAUUGAUAGAGUGCCAAUUCAGCAUGGAGUAUGUAUUGACAGAUUUAUCUGGAUUUAUACGAUCCUGUGAACUAUCCGUUCGCGAAGACGUAUCAGAUGUUCACAACGCGAACUCAAAAAGUCAUAAUUUUAGGGAAAAGAACAUGCCGAACAAGGUGGCGCCAUUUUGGGCAUUCUAUAAACGUUACGAGAAUGAACAAAGGAGAAAAGGACGUAGAUUUACAAGGGAAGAGAUGUACGAUGAAGCUUCGCAGUUCUGGGGACAGAUGAACCAAGAUGAUCGGGCCUACUUCGUUGAUGAUGCGAAAGAGGCUACGAAAAAGCUCCGAGAAGAUUUAUGGAGUAGGCUCGAGAAAAAGCGCGAACUACAGAAGAACUUGCAAUGUACUCCACAGGACACAGGAGUGGAAGAUAUCUUAGAAUUUAAUAUAGAUCGAGUUAUGAAACAAUUGGCGGAACAACCUAAAGUUAUUCGAGAAAUGGAAUUCUGUUUCUUCGACGCAAACAUACAGUGCUUCGUGGAAAAUCUACGCGCCGAUGGCUCUAUGACAAUGGACUUGCGUCCCUGCGAGAUAGCGUUAUGUCGGUUUUCCAUCGCCAAUGGCAUCAUUAACCGGUGGCAUGGAAUUAUCUAUCCUGGCAGACCUUUUGGGAUGUCUCGCAACAGAAUAAAGGAGGCCAAAUUCCAGUGCAUGAUGACACACGGGAUUCCUUUUGAAGGUUUACCCAAUACGACGUGUAACAUCAAGAAAUUUUGGCACUCGGCUCAGAAAUUCUUCGCAGGUGCUACUCUAGUUACGAGCUUGGACUACCGUAACGCCGUGGGAGCGCUCAUUUAUUUUCUACAGAGAUGCAAUAUCGUUGAGACACCGUAUAUUAUUGAUGCUGGAAGACUAAUGGACCGCAUUCAAGAAUCACUUGGAUGUAAGCCGCCUCCCUCCGCUAGAGCUGCUUUGGACAACGCUGUCAACGUUUCGUCUGUCAAAGGGGACGAAGUCGACAUGUCAUGUAGCUACCACGUGACGAAUGUCGGCUGGAAAUAUUGCGUGCUUCUUCGCAUGACCAAAUUGGCUUUCGAGUUCUCACGACAACUGGCGGAGCCCUUCCAGGUUGAACCUUUGAUACCCGGUGCACAUACGCCUGACGAUCGAAACGACAUACCUGUAGUCGAGUAUCAGGAAUCUGCAGAUAACCAAAACAGCCAUGACAACGACGCAGCAACAGGGCUACUCUCAAGUAGCAGUCAAAACUGAGAACAUGAUUGAACAACAAUUGUGGAGAAAAGGAGAAAUUCGUCGCAAAUUUUUAUUAAUAUUCUUAUACACAGACCAUAUAUAACUAUUAAUGUUGUCUCUAUAAAUAAAAGACCCCUCUACGGUGAAAAACAAACAGUCAGAAGUAGUGCGCUUGUGCUGUCACUCCGAGAAAAUAUACAAAUCAAACGAGACUAUAUAUUCGAUCCAGAUCGCUCACAUAUGAACUUUACGGGUUCUAGCGCCUUUGAAACACAAUUGAAACACAAAUAAACAAAUUAAGACCAUUUAACGAAUUAUAGUGUAUUAUAAUUAUCAUUGUUGUCUUGACAUAAUAAUGAAACUCCUUCAAAGUAAAAUUGACGCAUCUAAUCCAUGCAUAAACACGAGAGAGUAACAAAUACUUAGCUAGAUCGUAGACCACUCACGUUACAGCUAUUCUAAAUCUGUACGGACGCACAUGUAUAUGAUGUGCGUACGGAUAUAAAACAGACAUAAUGUGAAUAUAGGUAAAAUAUGGAACGCAAGGACUAGUUAUCUUUUGCUAGGCUCCCAACGACUUGUUAUAAUUUCACACACUUCCAUUUUACGAAGGCAAGAAGGCAUGCUUAAAUCCACUGAGUUACUUGGCCGCAACACGUAACAUAGCAGGAGAACCUUUUGUACAGUUCCAGAAAUGCGUGUCAGAACGUCCAGGUCG